AUGGGUGUCGCGCUGCCUCCACGGGUCCCGCGGCGCUGGUUCCGCCAUGCAAUUCCUCUCGCCGUCUUCCUGCUGUUGCUUUAUUAUUUCUGUGCUUGGAGCCUACGCGCCCGCUCAGGCUGCCAAUCUGGAGCACAGUCCUGCAUUUCCGAGGGACCGCCACCUCUACAGACCCAGCAACAGUCGAGACCCCCAGAAGCCCCGCAGCUGGAAAAGCCUCAGUGUCUGGGCCCCCGGGGGAUGCUGAGCCGCAUGAUGAGGAGGUUCCGCGACAGUCUGAACACCGAAGGAGAUGUGGAGUUAUCACAUUACCUGGCAGGAUGGAGAGAGCUAAUUAGGUUCCUGACUCCUCUCGGCUCCAUCUUCGCCUUCGCCACAGGCGAGGCCUUCAACAAAGUGACAGCCCUUGAGGCUCGGGUGCACGGCCCAGAUGCUGUGCACUACAAGACGCUAGCAGGCAUGGUGGAGUGGGAGCGGCGGGCAGGACUGCUGGAGCUGCCGGGGAUCGCCCCUCGAAACUACGCCACGUCCUCGGGCUCACGAACGAUGCUUUUGCUGCACCGUGCGCUACACUGGUCCCAGCUCUGCCUCCACCGGGUGGCGACCGAGAUGCUUGAAGGCCCGGACGCCGGCGAGCAGUGCAACGACGCCUACAGCAAGGCCCUUGCUCCGCACCACUCCUGGCUGGUCCGUCAAGCCGUCCGCCUCGCCUUCCUCUCCUUCCCAGGUCGCGGCCGCUUGCUCAAGCUGGCGUGUCCGGGAACCAGAGAGGCGGAGGCAAGGGCCACGCUUGCCCGGGCCGCGGGCACCCUGGAGAAUGUCUACAACCAGACCCAGGGCUUGCUGGCACGGCGCGGCCUGCUCCAGCUGGCCUGAGGCCGGCGGUGGCAGGGAUCCGCUAGGAACCGAGCGCACUGGCGUGGGGUCAGGAUAGAGCCCUCCGUGCUCGCUUCCGG
Pteropus alecto (black flying fox) is the source of this 956-nucleotide messenger RNA. It is a transcript of the gene GLTPD2, whose product is annotated as glycolipid transfer protein domain containing 2. Gene Ontology annotation, biological process: ceramide transport; intermembrane lipid transfer. The record is from RefSeq and is a predicted model, not a curated record. Gene Ontology annotation, cellular component: cytoplasm; membrane; cytosol. Bases 1 to 876 code for a protein of 291 amino acids. NCBI's taxonomy places the organism in Eukaryota, Metazoa, Chordata, Mammalia, Chiroptera, Pteropodidae. The transcript is spliced from 4 exons. Gene Ontology annotation, molecular function: ceramide 1-phosphate binding; ceramide 1-phosphate transfer activity.